This is a messenger RNA of Calliphora vicina (urban bluebottle blowfly), 3659 nucleotides long. It is a transcript of the gene dac, whose product is annotated as dachshund. Gene Ontology annotation, molecular function: RNA polymerase II cis-regulatory region sequence-specific DNA binding; DNA-binding transcription factor activity, RNA polymerase II-specific. Lineage: Eukaryota; Metazoa; Arthropoda; Insecta; Diptera; Calliphoridae. The record is from RefSeq and is a predicted model, not a curated record. Bases 90 to 3596 code for a protein of 1168 amino acids. Gene Ontology annotation, cellular component: nucleus; transcription regulator complex. Gene Ontology annotation, biological process: regulation of transcription by RNA polymerase II. The transcript is spliced from 11 exons.
GUGUACAGUGUAAAAAAUCACUUUAAAAAUCCACCAAAAAAAAAGAAAAACAAAAUAAAUAAUGUCAUUGAUGACAUAUUCAAAAUAUAAUGAAUUCAAACUGUGAUACGACUAAAUAUCAGCAGCAUACAAGUGAAAAGAUUUGCAGCGGUAGUGGCCUGGCCUAUGAAAAGCCCACCACAGCUUUAAUAAAUUUCAAACGUGAAUAUCUUUAUAACGCCACUAAGAAAGCGGCAAUGAACACAGUUAGCAACAACAAUAAUAAUACAAUUUUAAUUAACAACAAUAACAACAGCAUAAACAAAAGUCCUUUACAUCAAAAACACAGUCCCUCACACUAUAGCAACAUUAUCAAUAAUAACAACAUUAUGAAUUCUGCCACCAUGCUGAUGCAUCAUCAGCAGCAGCAGCAACAACAGAAUGGUGCACGUGACAAUAGCAGUAGUCGCGGCACAGACAGAGCUGACGAUCGUCCCAAUGGCAGAUCAUCACACACCGGUCGCGGUUCCAGUUGUUCACCAGCCUCCUCACCCACCCGUCAUCACAAUGCCGUCAGUCCUGUCACCUCUCUCAAUCACUCGAUGAUGCAGCAAAUGCAACAACAACACCAUCAAUUAAGUCCUCCACCCCAUGUGGGUGGUGUACCCACACCGAAUGGUCUGCCCGCCGGUAUGCCACCUCGUAUGCCUCACGGCCUGCCACCCCAUUCACUGGGUCUGCUCAAUUCCCUACAAAUGAUGCAUCAUGCCUCGCCGUUGGAAUUAAUGGCGGCGGCCCAUCAUCAUGUCCCACCCAGAACCUACAAUAGCCCGCCUCCCAUCUCCACCUCGGAUCCCAGUGCCAACGAGUGCAAACUGGUGGAGUAUCGCGGCCAGAAGGUAGCCGCCUUCAUUAUCAGCAGCGAGACAAUGCUGUGUCUGCCGCAGGCUUUUGAAUUGUUUCUGAAACAUUUAGUCGGUGGCCUACAUACGGUGUAUACGAAACUGAAGCGUUUAGACAUUGUGCCGUUGGUGUGCAAUGUUGAACAGGUGCGAAUAUUGCGCGGUCUGGGUGCCAUACAACCAGGGGUGAAUCGUUGUAAGCUGUUGUCGUGCAAAGACUUUGAUGUGCUGUAUCGUGACUGUACAACUGCCAGAUGUUUAUCGAUCAAACCACCAGAGAGUAACUCUCUGCAAUUCCGCAGUUCCAGGCCGGGUAGACCGCCAAAACGUGGACCCGUAGGAUUAUCCUUGCCACCCACCCAUCUCAGCCAGCAUCCACAAUUGAAAAAGCAUCGUCUAGAUAAUGGAGAUUAUCCCUAUGAAAACGGUCAUAUUACAGAUAUGAACCGCUUGGAAAAGUCUCCUUUAUUAGCCAAUGGCUAUAAUCCCCCGCCUAUUAAUCACAUGGCAUUUAUGCAAAUGAAUCAUCAUCCCGGUUCUGCUCUAAUGUCACCCGGUAUGCCUCCACAUGGUCUUCAUGCCCGGCCUGACAGUCAAAUGCUAAAGGCCGCCGCUCAAAGUGGCAUGUCGGCUGCAAAUAUGGAUGCUUUAGCCAGAUCCGGUAUAUGGGAGAAUUGUCGGGCAGCCUAUGAGGAUAUUGUUAAGCAUUUGGAGAGACUUCGAGAGGAGCGUACCGACGAACGUCAACAAAUGGGUGGAGUUGGAGGCGGCAUAAUUGGUGGUGAACAAAAACCACGUGAUUUAAGUUCACGUAACUGUUCCCCCAAUCGUCAAAGUCCUGUGUUAAAUCUUUCCAAAUCGGGAGGUAAUACCGAUCAGGGUAGCAAUUGUGAUGAGCGUAGCGAACGUAGUGAUAUGCAUUCCCCAGCCCACUCAGUCCGCGACGACAGCAUAGAACGGGCCAGUGGUCGUAGUGUUGGUGAAAUUGGUGGUGGCAAUGUCACAAAUAUGGAUGAAGAUGAGGAUAUUGAAAACCUAAGUGAUGACAAUGUGUCGGAAGUGGAUGAAAGAAUGGGCAAAGAUGAUGAAGAUUUAAGUGAUGUUGAACGCGAUAAUAAUUCUCCUGCCUCACAACGUCUCCAGCGCGCCCAUAAUAUGCCCCACAACAUGCCCCAUCACAAUGCCGCGCUGGUGGGUGCGGUAGAUCGUGUCUCCGUGAAUGUCUUAAGCGAUCAUGAUCCCACUCAUCCAGCUUUGCAACAUGGUUCACCCUCACACAAUGCAGCAGUGGCUGCUCUGCAACAUCAACGUGCUUUAAAUUACUCCACACUGGCAGCGGCAGCAGCCGCUGCUAAUGGCCCUUCGUUACCAGUCGCAGUCAGUGCUGGUGCUCUAACACCCAACGAAGCUUUAUUGGCGGCAAGUGAUGCCUCCACAGCGGCUGCCGCCUUAGCAGCGGGAGGUCUUACCCUUGGCCCUCUAGCCAUGGAUCCUGGUGUACCCUCUUCCACCGAGACUUUGCUGCGAAAUAUACAAAGUCUUUUGAAAGUGGCGGCUGAUAAUGCCCGUCAACAGGAACGGGCCUUAAGUUAUGAAAAAGCUGAAUUAAAAAUGGAUGUUUUACGCGAACGUGAAGUUAAAGACUCAUUAGAAAGGCAAUUAGUUGAUGAGCGGAAGUUAAGAGUUCUCUAUCAAAAACGUUAUAGACGUGAGCGUAAAAUGCGUAUACGUUAUCAAACACAAAUCGAGGGUGGCAAACGUAAAUCACCAAAUGCGGGUGGUGUAAAUACCAGCAAUACGGCCUCAAACACAAGCGGCAAUAACAACAAUAAUAAUAACAACAACAGCAGCAACAACAAUAAUAAUAACAACAACAGUAGCAGCAAUAACAAUAAUAAUAACCACAAUACAUCAUCAUCAACAAAUUCCAAUAAUAGUGUUAAUGACGACGUCCGUUCAAUAGAUUCCACCUCGUUGCACAGCAAACACAGUGGCAGUAUUUCGGAUUUAACCAGAAAAUCAGAACAAGAUAAUGAUGGCAAACAAAGUGAAAAGUCUGAUAAGUCCUCAAUGUCCUCAAUAAACUCGCAUCACUCUCAAGCGCCACCACCACAACAACAACAACAGCAGCUACAACAUUCUUUACUUCCGCCACAACAACACAGUGAUGAUCAUCAUCAACAACAGUCACAGUCGCUGCUGCAACAACAACAGCAUCAUCAACGCCAUUUACGCCAUCAUUCGGAAAGUCCUAGCUUCAAGCGCGAACCUCAAUCGGAUCAUGAAAGUCAUAGUGCUGAUGAUAAUCACACCUCGGUACAUCAUCAUGCUCAUCAUACCCGUGCUCUCAGCGACAGUGGUCGCCAUUCUUCGACCGAUCGUCUUAAUGAUCGCGAUCAUGAGGAUGAGCGCCGCUCUAGCGAUAGGGAAAGUAAUCGUCCUCCUUCGUCUCAGGCUGAAAACAGUUUGGCUGUGGCUGCUGCAGCGGCGGCAGCAGCAGCUGCCAACGGCAAAGGCCAGUGGCAGUAUCCGGGCAUUGAUUUGAUGGCCACUGGGGCAUUUUGGCAAAAUUAUUCGGAAUCUUUGGCCCAAGAAAUUGAAUUGGAGCGCAAGACCCGUUCCGCCAAUGCUGAGCGUGACGUUAAAAGUCCAUUGGCAGAGAGACAAGCGGCAGCCUACUACAAAAAUUCCGUACUAUUUGGCAGUGCUAAUUAAAUAAAAGGUAUUUAAUAAAAAUAAAAAAGGACUAGCGAACAGAAUUUAUUAGAAAAUGUAAUA